CACACAACCAUGGAAUUUCCAAGCAUGGGAGAUCAGUGCUCAAUCAAAGAUUGCCAACAACUAGAUUUUCUACCAUUUACUUGUAAUAACUGUCAACUUGUGUUUUGCAAGAUACAUUUUACUGGAACAUCUCACCCUUGCUCUCAAUCGAAUAAUGUAGUUGAGACUACAAUUAGUUCAAUCGCCACCUAUAAAUGCUCACAAAGUAGCUGUACAACCACAUCAGUUGUAGAGAUGUUAUGUAUUAAGUGUAACAAUCACUUUUGCUUAUUGCAUCGGCAUCACGGUUGCUUUGAACCAACCGAGCUGGAAAAGCAAGAUAAUUUAAUUCAAUGGGAAAAACCAAAACAACAAUUCACCGAAGCAAAAGAUGCUGUUGACAAGGAAAUAAUGGAGAAACUUAAAAAAUCAAAAAAUUCUUCUACAUCAAUAAAGAUAAAAUUGAUGAAACUUAAGGCUAAAGCGAAAGGUCUGAAAAGUAUACCAGCUACAGAGCGUUGUUAUUUUCUUGUGCACCCUCCGAUGACUUGUUCAGCCACUGCAAUUCCAAAGGACUCAAGGGGUGUUUUUGUUUCCAUCAAUUGGACCAUUGGCAAAGUCAUUGAUUCCAUAACUGAUACUUUGAAUAUUCCUAACUUCAACAAUCAAGCAACUGCAAAAAAAUUAAGAUUUUAUAACUAUUACACGGGUGUUAGUGUAUCAAAUCAAAUGGAUGAAAUUUUGAGUAAGUUUAUAAAUGACAAUAGGUUGAUUAAUGGCCAAGAGGUUAUUUUAGAAUACUCCGACAGUGAUACCAUAGAACCUCAUUUGUACAAAUAAUACUUAAUUGUAAACUCUGUACAAUAAUAUUCAUAAAACACUUGUCUUGAAUGUAUUCGUUGAGCCUGAUUCUGAGGUAACCAUGAGAAAUAAAUGAAUUGAUACUUUGGAGAUAAGUUAAAAAUAAAAGUUUUUGCUGAA
Messenger RNA from Copidosoma floridanum, 960 nucleotides. RefSeq names its product AN1-type zinc finger protein 1. The record is from RefSeq and is a predicted model, not a curated record. Gene Ontology annotation, cellular component: cytoplasm. Gene Ontology annotation, molecular function: zinc ion binding. NCBI's taxonomy places the organism in Eukaryota, Metazoa, Arthropoda, Insecta, Hymenoptera, Encyrtidae.